Molecule: messenger RNA, 3092 nt
Organism: Rhineura floridana
Lineage: Eukaryota; Metazoa; Chordata; Lepidosauria; Squamata; Rhineuridae
Gene: NELL2
Product: neural EGFL like 2
Exons: 20
Coding region: 376-3015 (879 amino acids)
Molecular function (GO): calcium ion binding; protein binding
Source: RefSeq, a predicted model, not a curated record
UGUCCGCGGCGCCGGUGGCAGUAAGCAGUAACAGCUGCUGCUCCUGGUAACGGCGGCGAGGCUUGGCGACGGAGCCCUGAGGGGAGAAAGCGAGCGAGGUGCGCGUGUGAGUGAGGGAAAGAGACGACGGGCGCGCCUCUUUGGCUGCUGCUGCCCCUCCACCGGAGCAAUUCCCGCGGUCGCCUCGCCCCCUCCAUUGUCUCUGCCGGGUUCCCCUCAGCAGGUUCUGGCGAGGAGCUUCCGGCUUUCCCGGGCUGUCUCCCUUUGGCUCCAUUCCUCGCCUGCUUCAGGAACAGGGCAGGCUCUAGGCUGCAUGCUCGGGGUGGCUGCGGGUGGCUGAGGCGAUGAUGCUGCGGGCUUUGGCGGAUCCGACUUAUGGUACCUUCGCCUGGUGGAUUCUGGCUUUCUGUUGAGGGGUGGGUGGAAAAGAAGGAAAAGGAGGAGAGGGUGGAAGAGGACCGGGCGUGUUGUGGCUUUGGAGGGCGCUUCUUCCUUCAGACACCAAUUCUCGCUCCCGAAAGAGGACUAUGGAGUGAUUUCCCGCCGGUGUCCUUCUCCCGCGCUAUGGAGUCCCCGGUUUGUUUAAGCACCUUGUGCUUCCUCUUCUGUCUCAGCUCAGUUUUCGGCUUUGGCGUGGACCCCUCCUUGCAGAUCGACGUGCUAGGCGAGUUGCAGUUGGGAGAAUCCGUGGCCGGAGUGCUGCAAGUCCAAGGGCUGCAUAACGGGAGCAAAGCUUUCUUCUUCCAAGGUACUUCGAGAAGUGUAAAAGCAACUCCAGAGAAAGCUGAACUCUUUUUUCAGAAGCUAAGAAAUACUCACGAAUUCACAAUUUUGGUGUCACUCAAACAAACUCGCUUAAAUUCAGGUGUUAUUUUUUCUGUUCAUCACUUAGAUCACAGGUACUUGGAACUAGAAAGCAGCGGUCAUCGAAAUGAAAUUAGAUUGCACUAUCGUUCAGGAAGCCAUCGAUCACAUACGGAAGUGUUUCCUUACAUUUUGGCAGAUGACAAGUGGCACAGGCUGUCUUUAGCAAUCAGUGCAUCACACCUCAUUUUGCAUGUAGACUGCAAUAAAAUUUAUGAGAGAGUGGUGGAAAAACCCUAUAUGGAUUUACCUAUUGGCACAACAUUUUGGUUGGGACAAAGGAAUGGUGCACAUGGCUACUUCAAGGGCAUAAUGCAAGAUGUGCAAUUACUUGUCAUGCCUCAAGGAUUUAUCUCUCAGUGCCCAGAUCUUAAUCGCACAUGCCCAACAUGUAAUGACUUUCAUGGACUUGUGCAGAAAAUUAUGGAGCUGCAAGAUAUUUUAGCCAAAACAUCUGCAAAGUUGUCUCGAGCUGAGCAGAGGAUGAAUAGGUUGGAUCAAUGCUAUUGUGAAAGAACCUGCACUAUGAAGGGAGCAACCUACAGAGAAUUUGAAUCUUGGACAGAUGGCUGUAAGAACUGCACUUGCAUGAAUGGUACUAUUCAGUGUGAAGCACUGAUCUGUCCACUUUCUGAUUGCCCUCUUAAUUCUGCUCCUGCAUAUAUUGAUGACAAGUGCUGCAAGGAAUGCCAACCGAUAUGUGUGUUUGAAGGCAAAACUUACUUUGAAGGUGAAAGAGAAACUGUACGUUCAAACUCAGGGGACUGCAUUUUAUUUGAAUGCAAGGACUACAAAAUGCAACGUAUAGUGAAAUCAAAUUGUCCUGCCUUGAACUGUCCUGAGUCUCAGCAAAUCUCCUUGUCUAACAGUUGCUGCAAAGUUUGUAAAGGCCACAACUUUUGCUCUGAAGGACACAAGUGCUUGGAGAAUUCUUUCUGCAAGAACCUUGAAGAUAGGGCUGUCUGUAGCUGCCGGGAUGGUUUCCGAGCCCUUCGAGAGGACAAUGCAUAUUGUGAAGAUAUUGAUGAAUGUGCUGAAGGAAGACAUUACUGUCGGGAGAAUACCAUGUGUGUAAACACACCAGGAUCAUUCAUGUGCAUCUGCAAAACAGGUUACAUCAGGAUUGAUGACUACUCAUGUACAGAACAUGAUGAAUGUCUCACAAACCAGCACAACUGUGAUGAAAAUGCAUUGUGUUUCAAUACUGUGGGAGGACAUGACUGUGUUUGCAAGCCAGGUUAUACUGGAAAUGGCACCGUAUGCAAAGCCUUCUGUAAAGAUGGUUGUAGAAAUGGUGGAGCCUGUAUUGCUUCCAAUGUCUGCGCCUGCCCACAGGGAUUCACAGGCCCAAGCUGCGAAACUGACAUUGAUGAAUGUUCAGAUGGUUUUGUCCAGUGCGACAGCCGUGCCACCUGUAUUAACCUACCUGGAUGGUACCACUGUGAGUGCAGGGAUGGCUACCAUGAUAAUGGCAUGUUUUCACCAAGUGGAGAGUCGUGUGAAGACAUUGAUGAAUGUGCAACAGGAAGACAUAGCUGUGCCAAUGACACAAUUUGCUUUAACCUGGAUGGUGGCUAUGACUGCCGGUGUCCCCAUGGGAAGAACUGCACAGGAGACUGUAUCCAUGAAAGCAAAAUUAAACACAAUGGGCAAAUUUGGGUUUUGGAGAAUGAUAGGUGCUCUGUCUGCUCCUGCCAGAGUGGGUAUGUAAUGUGUCGGCGAAUGGUAUGUGAUUGUGAGAACCCCACUGUUGACUUAUUCUGCUGCCCUGAAUGUGACCCAAGGCUUAGUAGUCAAUGUCUACAUCAAAGCGGGGAGAUCUUAUACAACAGUGGAGACACCUGGGUUCAAAACUGUCAACAAUGCAGAUGUUUGCAGGGUGAAGUUGACUGUUGGCCCUUGCCUUGUCCAGAAAUGGAGUGUGAAUUUAGCAUCCUCCCUGAGAAUGAAUGUUGCCCUCACUGUGUCACUGACCCCUGUCAAGCAGAUACAAUUAGGAAUGAUAUCACGAAGACUUGUCUGGAUGAAACUAAUGUGGUUCGCUUCACUGGAUCAUCUUGGAUUAAGCAUGGCACAGAAUGCACCCUAUGCCAAUGCAAGAAUGGGCAUAUUUGUUGUUCAGUGGAUCCACAGUGCCUUCAGGAACUGUGAAGCUAAUGACCAUGUAUCACAGGCAGUUUCUGUUCAAGAAUUUCCUUUGCAAAAGACUUGUAGACCAAAAAUUGUUU